This is a messenger RNA of Neopelma chrysocephalum (saffron-crested tyrant-manakin), 3716 nucleotides long. RefSeq names its product DNA repair protein complementing XP-G cells-like. Gene Ontology annotation, biological process: nucleotide-excision repair. NCBI's taxonomy places the organism in Eukaryota, Metazoa, Chordata, Aves, Passeriformes, Pipridae. Gene Ontology annotation, molecular function: single-stranded DNA binding; DNA endonuclease activity. The transcript has 16 exons. Bases 120 to 3605 code for a protein of 1161 amino acids. Gene Ontology annotation, cellular component: nucleus. The record is from RefSeq and is a predicted model, not a curated record.
CGGGGCGGUACCGGGGCGGUGUCUGCGCUCGCUGGUUGGAAAGGCCGCUGGGCUUGUCCGGCCCUUCCGGGUCCUCUGCCAGGCUCCGCUCCCCACCCCGCCGCAGGUAAGAAAGGAACAUGGGAGUUCAAGGCCUGUGGAAGCUGAUUGAAUGCACCGGGAGAACCAUAAACCCAGAAACGCUAGAAGGGAAAAUUCUUGCUGUGGAUAUCAGUAUUUGGUUGAACCAAGCAAUAAAGGGAGCCAGAGAUCGUGGUGGUAUUUCUGUACGGAAUGCUCACCUCCUCACUCUGUUCCAUCGACUCUGCAAGUUACUGUUUUUCCGAAUUCGACCUGUCUUUGUUUUUGAUGGAGAGGCACCUCUUCUGAAGAGACAAACCUUGGCUAAGCGAAGACAAAGAAAGGAAGUUGCCAUCAGUGAUUCCAGGGAAACUACAGAGAAACUCUUGAAAACGCUUUUGAAGAGACACAUUAUCAAAACUGCUCUUGAGGGAAAAAGCGAUGAAGUUUUGCCCAGUAUUACACAAGUUCGAAGAGGAGAAAUUGAUGAUAUGUAUGUAUUGCCUGCUUUAGAAGAUGAAGAGAAGAAUAGCUCGGAGGAGGAGGAAGAAAAAGAAUGGCAAAUGAGAGUGAGCCAAAAAAAGAUGUUGCAAGAACAGUUAUGUGAAAAUCCUUAUUCUGUAGAUAUUGAAUCAGAAGAUUUCAACAAGCUGCCUCCAGAAGUAAAACAUGAGAUCUUGACUGAUAUUAAAGAACUUACAAAGCGAAGAAGAACGUUAUUUGAAGCAAUGCCAGAGGACUCCAAUGAGUUUUCCCAGUACCAGCUUAGGGGCUUGCUUAAAAAAAGCAACCUCAAUCGGUGCAUAGAGAAUGUGCAAAAAGAAAUGAAUCAACAGCACUCGGGUGAAAUCCAAACACAAUAUGAAAAUGAAGGUGGUUUUGUGAAAGAAGUGGAAUCAAGGAGGGUGGUCUCUGAAGAGACUUCUCACUAUAUUCUGAUAAAGGGUAUUCAAGCAAAAGAAGCUAUAAAUAGAGACUUGGAAACUACUGCAGGACCCUCAUCAAAAAUGCUUGAAUUGACUAAAUUGAGUAAAAUCAACGAAUCUCCUGCUAAUGCAAAGCUAGUUGCAUCUGACAAGAUGCGGACAGAGAAAGAUAAUAAUGUGGCGACAGCACCACCCUCUCCUCGGACUUUGCUUGCUAUCCAGGCAGCUAUGGUAGAAAGCAGCUCAGAAGAAGAACUGGAUACAGGACAACUGAAUGUAGACCAAUUUGUAACAGAGGAAGGCAGUGUGUCUCCAAGAACACUACGGGCAAUUCAGCAAGCUCUGAGUGAUGAGGAUAAAAGGGAGGAAGUUGUUACUAUUAGAACUGAUGGAGUGCUACCAGAAAGAUCAGAAGUGAAAGAUUUUCUGCUUAGUAGCUCAGAUGAGGAGGAGCAGAUUCCUGAAGUUAAGGAGGGAAAAAACAUACCUACAGCUACAGUUUGUUCAUCAAUCCAAGUGACUAUGCAUGGUGCUGAAUUUGAACAGAAGAGUCAGAAUUUGGAAGAAAAUCAUAUUACACCCAAGGACACUGGUAUAUCCACAGCUGAAAAUUACUCUUCUACUGACAAUACUGAAAAAGGCAAAGAAGAUGUAAGCAAAGAAGAAAAUGGUUCAAAAAAUUAUAUUGCACUCAAGGAUACCAGUAUAUCCAGAGCUGAAAAUUAUUCAUUUAUUGACAAUACUAGAAAAGACACAGAAGAUUUAGACAAAGAAGAAAAUGGUUCCAAAAUGGACUUAAAGUCUUUGGAAGAUAAGGAUAUGAAUUUGUGUGUGCAGAAGCCAAGUUGUUCCUCUGUACAAACUAGUAUAGGGGCUGUGAUUCAUGCUGCAACAACAGACCUUUCUAAAAAUGAGAAAAACUUGAAAAUUUCUGAAAAUAUAGAGGAAGUAAUUUCGCAAACAGAAGAGAAUGUGUCUGAGGUACAGAAGCAUAUUAGAGUUUUUCCAGAAGAAAGACAUCCUGAGGAGGAAAGAGAAGGGAUUUCACAGUCUGAAGACAGUGAUUCUGAUGCGAGCUUUAUUGAAGUGGAUACUGAAAUCAGUAAUGAGGCUGAGUUUCCUACUAAAUAUGAUGAAAAACUGGGUGAUGAAACAGCACUUUCAGAAGUAGAGACAGGCAGACCUGAUGUUGUCACACAGGAGCUGCUGAAGGAGUCUGAUGAAGUGCAGUUGGGAAAUGCUCAGAAUGUUGAAAGACAAGCUGAUGAUAAAGAUGCAGUGGAUGAGUGGCAAGACAUCAGUUUGGAAGAACUAGAAGAAUUAGAAAGAGACCUUUCUACUGAGCAGAAUAUGCUUCAGUCUCAAAAACAGCAGCAGGAGCGUGUUGCUGCUUCUGUAACAGGACAGAUGUUCUUGGAAAGCCAGGAGCUUCUGCGUCUGUUCGGCAUUCCAUAUAUUGAAGCUCCGAUGGAAGCAGAGGCACAGUGUGCUAUAUUGGACCUUACUGAUCAGACCUCCGGGACAAUCACCGAUGACAGUGAUGUUUGGUUAUUUGGCGCACGACAUGUUUAUAAAAAUUUCUUCAGCCAGAACAAAUAUGUAGAAUAUUAUCAGUAUAUUGAUUUGCAAAACGAGCUAGGGUUGGAUAGAAGCAAGCUAAUUAAUUUGGCAUACUUGCUUGGAAGUGACUACACUGAGGGCAUCCCAAAUGUUGGCUUCGUAACAGCGAUGGAGAUUUUAAAUGAAUUUCCUGGGCAUGGCUUAGAACCACUCUUAAAAUUUGCUGAGUGGUGGAAUGAGGCUCAGAAGAAUAAGAAAUUGAGACCUAAUCCACAUGAUACCAAGGUCAAGAAGAAACUGCGGGAGCUGCAGCUUUCUUCAGGUUUCCCAAAUCCAGCAGUGGCAGAAGCAUACCUGAAGCCUGUGGUGGAUGAGACAAGGAGUUCGUUCACCUGGGGAAAGCCUGACUUAGAGCAGAUCAGAGAAUUCUGUAAGGAUCACUUUGGCUGGAGUACAGCAAAGAUAGAUGGAAUCCUUUUGCCUGUGAUGAAACAGCUGAAUGUGCAGCAGACUCAGCUUCGAAUUGAUUCAUUCUUCAGACUAGAGCAACAUGAAAAACUAGCUAUUAAAAGUCAGAGACUGCGCAGAGCUGUGACUUGCCUGAAGAGAAAGGAAAAAGAAGCAGACAAUGAAAUUCAGGAGACCACUGCUGUUACAGAGAUGGAACUUGAACAGCAUGAGAAAACAAAAGGGGAAGGUACCACAGGCUGCACAAAUCUAGCUGUGGCAACAAAAGCCCAGAGGGGAAAGAGAAGAAAACACUCAGAUUCCAGAAAAGAAUGUUUAUAUGGAGGUGGUUUUAUUGGAAAUUUGCAUCUUUCAGAACCUUCUAGUGACUCCUCAGAGGAAUCAGAAAAUAGAGAUUUAGGCAAGAGCAAAAGGAGGAAAAACACCUCUACGGUAGAGACUGCAGACCAUAAAGAGAAAAAGGGAUGCAGUAGCUCAAGUGAUGAGGAUGAAGACCUGGGAAAUGUAGUCAUGGUGACUGCCAAACCUGUGUUUGAGGGCAGAAAAAACAAAUCACGGGGCAAGAGAGGAAUAAGAAAGAAAAAGCCUUAAAGAAAAAAAGUAAUAAAAAGGGCAGACUCUGUGGGGUUUAUGAUUUAAACUUUGUAAAUAUUCUAAUGAAUUUUUGAUAAAAUAUAAUAAAUUAUCUCUAUUUAUUAUGUA